Messenger RNA from Emericellopsis cladophorae, 1482 nucleotides. Its product is annotated as Receptory region. The transcript is spliced from 3 exons. NCBI's taxonomy places the organism in Eukaryota, Fungi, Ascomycota, Sordariomycetes, Hypocreales, Bionectriaceae. The coding region runs from base 1 to 1482 and encodes 493 amino acids. The record is from RefSeq and is a predicted model, not a curated record.
AUGCGUUUUAAAUCGACGGUCCCACGCUCUGCGCUUGUCAUAUCAUCCGUUGUCCGUUGUGUACUUAGCGAACACGGUGUCUACGCAGAGGCAGUAGACGAAUUACCCUCAUGGGCUACAGACAACACUUUGCAAUUGCAAUUGUCCGCCGACUCGACCAACUACGCCGUCAUCCCACUCAGCGAGAGUCUCACGCUGCCCAAUUCCGAGUCGCAGGCAGGGAAUGUUAGUAUCAAUGGCAAUUUGAAGGCUGUUACCGAAUCGAAUUAUCUGAAAUUCACGAGCCACGACGAUGUAGCCUACAUGAGCUGCGACAAACCGAACGACGAUGCGAGCAUUGAUCCAGCCCACAUGAUCGAGGAGUUGAUGAAGCAAACUCCCAGGGCGAUUGUGCUCUACUCCACCGCCAACAACAGGUGCGCUCUGAGGAACAGGCAGGGACUACGAUACACCAGAAUCCUUUCCAUGGUGGACCCGGGAGAGGCUACGACCGUGCUCAGCCAUCUCAACGGCACAGACCGGGGCGAAACGGUCGACGUCAAGAUGUACGGCAACAUUACGAAUUUUGAUGUAUCGGAAGACGAGCACGGUCAAGGUUCUCACUCGGCUGUUGCUAUGAGUGUUCUUUAUAGUAUAACAGGACUGAUUACGUUCCUUUUCGUCGUUAUCGUCGCCAUUGGAGCCGUCAGAGCCCAUCGUUAUCCGGAACGAUAUGGACCAAGGCGUGCCAACGGGGGCCGUCCUCGACAGAGCAGGGCCAAGGGCCUUGCGAGGGCCGUUUUGGAUACGCUGCCAAUUGUCAAAUUUGGGGACAAGCAGCAAGCCAAGCCCGAUCCAGACCUAGAGAUGGAGACUGCAACUACCGAAGGCCAGUAUCCUCCGGCAGAGCGCGUCACAUCGCAGUCUACGCAACAGGGCGAGCCGAGCACCAGAUCCUCGUUUGCGAGCUCUCACUUCACUUCUACCACAGGCACAGGGACUGCGGAGGAUAGUCUUCGGUGUUCCAUUUGUACAGAUGAUUUCAGAGUUGGGGAAGAUGUCCGGGUUCUCCCAUGUGAUCAUCAAUAUCAUCCUCAAUGUAUCGAUCCUUGGCUCAUCAACGUCUCCGGCACAUGCCCUCUAUGUCGUCUUGAUCUGCGCCCUGGACAGAAUAAUUCAAAUGGUGUUUCGCCGGCUGGCGAGCAGGCGCUGCCACCUCCGCUUACUUGGGAGUUUGAUGAGCACGACUCUGUGCCCGACUCAUACCGUCACAGGCUGUCCCGCCUCUUUGACGUCAAUCGACUUAGACAGGCAUCGGUGGAGGAGCAGAUGGAGAUGUUACGGCAGCUGCGUGAAGUUAGGAUCGCCCGCGAGUCGCCGGAAACCGGGGAUGUGCAACCUUCGGAGGCUGAGGAGCGUCAGCAGGGCGCACGGUUUGCGUCUCGUUUGCGAGAGCGGUUUCGUAUCUCGACCAGGGCUCAAUCCGCGAACGCAAGGUGCUGA